AUGAAGUACUCUCUCGUUUUUCUCGCCUCUGCCAGCUUGGCCUUGGCGCAACCGUUGGCUGCCGACGAUGGCAACAACGCCGCUGGCACUGCCCCGAACUCGAAGGGUGCGGCGGAUCAGUCUUACACAGACUGGGAUAACUUUCAGCAGAAGAUAUGUCAAGCGAAAUCAGUCAAUCUGGACGCAUAUUGCCGGCCUGUAUUCAGCGCUUGCACUCAGGAGCAGCUGCCCCAGGAGCAGCUAUUCUCAUGCUACAACGAGAACAUCGCGAGGGCAAAGUCCGACCGACCUCUUAUGGCUCACCACCUCGACAAAACGCGAACCCCAUUCUGGCCCCCUAACCGCAGGCAGCUCCCCGCCGGUUUGCAGGAGCUUGAUCCGGACAAGAACUAUACAAUCAGUGAGGUUAUGAAGAUCUACCCGAACGAGCAUAUCGAUUGCAGCAUCAACGUUCUUACAAAUGAGCCGGAGCUCGGGUGCACAAUCAAACAAGCCGUAAGCUCUAGCCUCUUCCCCUUCUCAUUCCUAGACAAAGUCAACCACACCCAGUUGGCUCCCUAA
Molecule: messenger RNA, 561 nt
Organism: Hirsutella rhossiliensis
Lineage: Eukaryota; Fungi; Ascomycota; Sordariomycetes; Hypocreales; Ophiocordycipitaceae
Exons: 3
Coding region: 1-561 (186 amino acids)
Source: RefSeq, a predicted model, not a curated record